UCAGAUAUAUUCCGAUUGGUGUUUGUUUGUUGAAUCGAGCUUGGAGCAGCUGAAUCCAAAUAGCAUCCGAGAGUCGCUGAAAAUCUCCAGUUUGAGUCUUACCCCCGACUAUUAACCUUACUGACCCAAGUGAGUCCCAAUAACCACAAUCCCAACCCACAACCUUGUUUCCAACCGCACUUCAAGCACUCCCACCGUCAUGGCUUCUCAUGAGGAUGGAGUAGCGUUGCAGAUGAAUGAACAAAAGUCCCAGCUCAGCACCGCGCUGACUGAGGCUGCAAGAAGCCUCCGUCUCGUCGCUGGCAUAUCUGAGCGCCUUGCUAUCGUCCUGGACAAAGUAGACCUCACGCAAUCUCCCGCAACCCAAGCAAAACAGUAUCUCGACAUCAUCCUCGCAACAAAUGCGCUUACCUCUGUCGCAUCUCUCAAGCCUAAUCCUACACCUCUUGAUAAACGCAAACGCGGAGAAGGCAAACGGAAGAAUCCAGAUGCGCCCAAGAGGCCUCAAUCUGCGUACCUGCUUUUUCAGGCUUCCGUGCGUGGCAAGCUAAAGGAGGAAAACCCAGAACUGGAUAACAAGGAACUCAUGGCCUAUAUCGGGUCCAAGUGGCAAGAUCUGUCAGAAAAAGACAGGAAGGUGGGUUUUUUGUUUUUCAAGUCCUGCAGUGUUUGUGACCGAAUCCUGCAGCCUUUUUAUGAAGCACAUGAGAGAGGGAAAUUGGAGUAUGCGAAAAAGCAAGCUUCUUUUUUAAAGGGCUCAGAGGAAGCGGCAGAUCAGAAGGAGACUAAGGGACCAACGGAGACGAAGGGGCCUACGGAAACGAAGGAGCGCAAAGAGAAGGAAAAGGAGAAGACGAAGUUGCCCAACAAGACAGAAAUCACCGACAAGUCUGCCAAAGUCAAGGGGCGAACAUCCAAGCCGGAGUCAAGAAUCGAGGUUGUAAGCAUUGUAUUCCAUUUUUUAAGCUUGUGUGCUCAGGAAACUGUUUCGUUACAGGAAUCUGAGGAGGGCGAAUCGGACCCGGACAUUUCUGAAGAUGAUUCGGAAGAGGUGGAAGAAUCGGAUUCAGAGGACGAGCCAGAGCCACCGAAAAAGAAGAGCAAGACUGUUGCACCCUCGAAGACGACUUUAAAGAAAAAAUAAAAAUGGUGUUUUUUCGUGACCACUUCCACCCCUUUUAUGACUAUGUUGUCCUACAUACUCUGCAUGACAUCGCUUACUAUGAAAAUAUCUCAGCAUUAUAUGGUAGUCAUUUGUUCUUAUAUCCCGCUCCUGUUCUUUCCCCCCUCGUUGUCAUCUUACAUUAUCGUUUUGUAGUUGUGGGCUUGUUUAUUCAGCGUUGGAUUUGUCGAUUCUAUGGCUUUCGAUCAAACUGUGCAAUGCUAUGCUCGGACACUGCAACAGUACUUCAUCUGGCCGAAUUCACUCUCCGGCGCACACGCACUUGGCAUAAUUCGCGCA
This is a messenger RNA of Cantharellus anzutake, 1462 nucleotides long. RefSeq lists its product as uncharacterized. The coding region runs from base 200 to 1144 and encodes 314 amino acids. Lineage: Eukaryota; Fungi; Basidiomycota; Agaricomycetes; Cantharellales; Hydnaceae. The record is from RefSeq and is a predicted model, not a curated record. The transcript has 2 exons.